AUCACAGUCCAUCACGAAAAGCGCAGAAAUAAUGCUGCACGCUCGAUGAUUUGCUACUGCGAUGGCAGCUGCCCGAACAAUGUAAGUAACGGCACCUGCGAGACUCGGCCGGGUGGCAGCUGCUUCAGUGCCGUCGAGGAGGUAUACGAUGAGUUAACUGGCACCUACGAGGAGGAGCGCACCUUUGGCUGCAUGCCGCCCGAGGAGAAUGGCGGCCUGCUGAUGUGUAAAGUGGCGGUUGUGCCCCACAUUCAUGGCAAGAAUAUUGCCUGCUGUGAAGAUACAGAUUUCUGCAAUCGUGAACUGCAGCCGGAAUUCAUGCCAAAGAUGACCACAGCUGCGCCCGAGCUGCCCGAAAGCAAUGAAUCCGUGCACACUUUAGCCCUGUUCGCCUCCAUCAUUGUGAGCAUGUCCGUUUUUAUUGUGGUGCUCUUUAUACUUUGUCUGGUCCAUAAGCGCCGCGAGAAGCUGCGUAAGCAACCCGGCCUUAUAAACUCCAUGUGCAACUCGCAAAUCUCACAGCUGGUUGAGCAAAGUUCUGGGUCCGGAUCGGGCUUACCGCUGCUGGUGCAACGUACAAUUGCCAAGCAGAUCCAGAUGGUGCGUCUGGUGGGCAAGGGUCGCUACGGCGAGGUGUGGCUGGCGAAAUGGCGCGACGAGCGUGUUGCCGUCAAGACCUUCUUUACAACCGAGGAAGCAUCCUGGUUUCGUGAAACGGAAAUCUACCAAACUGUCCUUAUGCGGCACGAGAAUAUUCUGGGCUUUAUUGCCGCCGACAUCAAGGGUAACGGAAGCUGGACGCAAAUGCUCUUGAUCACCGACUACCAUGAGAUGGGCAGCCUGCACGAUUAUUUAUCCACAUCGGUGAUCAAUCCACAGAAACUACAGCUGCUGGCCUAUUCACUUGCCUCGGGCCUGGCCCAUCUGCAUGACGAGAUCUUCGGCACGCCGGGCAAGCCGGCCAUUGCGCACCGGGACGUUAAGAGCAAGAAUAUACUGGUGAAGCGCAACGGACAGUGCGCCAUUGCCGACUUUGGACUGGCCGUUAAAUAUAUCUCGGAGCUAGAUGAGAUACAUAUUGCACAGAAUACGCGUGUGGGCACCCGACGCUAUAUGGCACCGGAGGUGCUUAGCCAGACCCUUAAUCCGCAACAAUUUGAAGAGUUUAAACGCGCCGACAUGUACUCUGUGGGCCUGGUACUAUGGGAGAUUGCCAGACGCUGCUAUACGCCAAUUUCGGGCACCAAGACGACCAGCUGCGAGGACUACGCGUUGCCCUAUCAUGAUGUCGUGCCCUCCGAUCCCACUUUUGAUGAUAUGCAUGCCGUUGUUUGCGCCAAGGGCUACCGACCGCCGAUACCGUUGCGCUGGCAGGAGGAUGAUGUGCUUGCCACCGUUUCCAAAAUUAUGCAGGAGUGCUGGCAUCCGAAUCCAACGGUGCGUCUCACCGCGCUGCGUGUGAAGAAAACGCUCGGCCGCCUCGAAGCGGACUGCCUCAUCGAUGUGCCCAUGAAGAUUGUCUAGAAUUAGAUUGUCUACUUUGAUUUUUAUUCAAUAGCUUGUUAGUUGUAGUAGUCUGUAGUCCCCUGCAGGUUUGACCUAAGUUGCAUUUAUAUAAUCAACAAUUUCUUCCGUUUAAUUCGUUUCUUUUUUGUCCAAUCGCAUGUAAGAAAAUUUGUGCCUAAUUGUAAUCACAUUAAGAGCCGUACUGAUUGUAUGUUAGACGUAAGUUCAUUUGUUGUUAGUUUAUCGAUAAGGCCGUUGAUAAUCAUUGGUUUGAAAAUGCUUUAACUAUUUGAGAAAUCUUUUUGGAUACAAUACUAUAUUCACGAAAUGUAUUUGUAGAUUUUCUUUUUUUUUCUGUGCCAGCUUGUGUAUACUUUUUGGGUAUAUAACUAUUUAAUUAACUAGGCUAAGUUGACAAGCAUCUAAUGAAUGCUAAAAAAAAAAUUUGUAGUGCGAGUAAAAUAUUUGUAAUUUAAUGUAUAAGUUAUAAGUCCUCGCCAACACAGUGCAAGGUAAUGCUGCCUUAUGUAAAAUUUAGACUAGCAUAAAAUACAUAUACUAGUUUGUAGAAAGAAAUGCCGGCAAACAAUUUGUCCAGCGAAGUUCUAGCGGCUGCUUCAAUUAGUAUAGAUACCAUAUAGACAUAUAGGGGAAAUACAUUUAGCUCUAAGAUAUAUGUUUGACUUGUGCAAAGGAUGUUUGAAGGUGCAACAAUUAUAUUAACCUUUAACUGUGUCCAACUUAUGGCACACGCGUUCUUAAAGUUCUAUUUUGGCAUUAACUUAGCUUUAAGCGCAUCUUUAUG
This is a messenger RNA of Drosophila montana, 2311 nucleotides long. It is a transcript of the gene tkv, whose product is annotated as thickveins. The transcript has a single exon. Gene Ontology annotation, cellular component: signaling receptor complex; plasma membrane. NCBI's taxonomy places the organism in Eukaryota, Metazoa, Arthropoda, Insecta, Diptera, Drosophilidae. The coding region runs from base 46 to 1524 and encodes 492 amino acids. Gene Ontology annotation, biological process: BMP signaling pathway; protein phosphorylation; cellular response to growth factor stimulus. Gene Ontology annotation, molecular function: ATP binding; SMAD binding; transforming growth factor beta receptor activity, type I. The record is from RefSeq and is a predicted model, not a curated record.